Bufo gargarizans (Asiatic toad) is the source of this 3167-nucleotide messenger RNA. RefSeq names its product transmembrane protein 67 (gene TMEM67). The record is from RefSeq and is a predicted model, not a curated record. Bases 16 to 2985 code for a protein of 989 amino acids. Gene Ontology annotation, biological process: cilium assembly. Gene Ontology annotation, cellular component: MKS complex; ciliary transition zone. NCBI's taxonomy places the organism in Eukaryota, Metazoa, Chordata, Amphibia, Anura, Bufonidae. The transcript has 28 exons.
GCCGCCUGUUGUAUCAUGGACCCAGGGAAGCGCUUCUUCUCCGGCUCCCGGCACGGAGGCCUCGGGCUGCUGCAGUGCUUGUACAUAACGGCGGUGUGCCUGCUCCGCACCGGCCAUGGCUACGCCAUCCCGCUGCAGCGUCCUCAGGACUGCACGGCGCAGCAGUACUACCAGCCGGGGAACCUCUCCUGCGUACAGUGCCCGAGCACACAGCGGCCCAGCCAGCACGGCCUGUCCUGUGAGUGUCUCCCCGGAUAUAAGCUGCUUUCCAAGAAUGAUAAUAGUGUCAGCUGUCAGAAGUGUCCUGACAGCUUGGGAGUUACAACCGAUGGGUGGAAUUGUAUUAAAUGUCCGGCUGGAUUAACGUCAUACGGCAGCUGCCAGUGUCCUUCUGGGAAGAUCCUCGUGGAAAGAGAUGUAAACGGGACAUUGCUGCAUGAAGCGGAAUGCAUCUACUGUGAUGGGUCAGAGCCGUCCUUUACAUGGCCUGAUGCUUCUGGAAUUCGGUGUGAGAGGUGUCAUCAGACAUUUAUCAAUAGGACCAACUCCUGCAACUGCUACCAACCAAUUAUUUCUGCUGGUGGCAUAUGCUUCAGUGACACAGGUCCUUUCUUGUCUAGACUUCUUUCAACUGUGCGAUUUGGGCAACUAGGAAUAAUAUUACGAUCUGAGUGGCUUUCCGCGCACUUGCAGGCCGCAGCAUCCGCUUGUCUGCUGUACUCCAACCAGACAGCAUGUCAAGCAUUAGGGAACAUGUGUGUGAUGAACAUGCAUUCUGUAAGCCCCCAGAGCGCCGACCCGUGUGGUGUAUUUCGGUACAUAUUCACCAAUACGGCUGCACUUGGAAUAGUGCAUUUCAUUCCUUUCUGGAGAACUAAUAUCCCAUGGUUGUAUUAUGAUGACCAGCCAGGUUUAGCAGCCCGGGUCCUUACAGCCUCUUCAUUUCCGGAAAACUUCAGCUUUAAGUUAAAUGACCGGGGACGGAACACAAGAAUAAAAUUUUUAGCAGCUGUAUAUGAUGUUCGUGGAAAGUUCAUGGGAUGGAGGUCUUUGAAUGAAGGGCUGUUACAACUUUGUCCUGAUAUUGACAAACGUUUGGAUGCUGCAUUUAUUUUUGGAACAGCUUAUGAACAAAAUUGUGAAAUGUCCAUCUCCAAGCUUCUGCACAAUCAUCCUGAACCCACGUUUUUUGAUGUGUAUGUAACCUAUGGGGGGAGUGAUGGACAGCAGAACAUAUGGCCUGUGCCUGUCUUAAACCUAAACCUGCAGCACAAUGACCAAUUUAUCAAUACAGGAAAGAAUAUUAACAGCUGGAUCCUGACACGUCGCAUAUUGUUGGUUGACUCACUAAGUGGGCGAGAGAACACACUAACCAGCUUACCACGUGUAAUCCGAAUUGCCAGCAAAAUAACCUUCAGUAUCAGCCUUGUACCCGGAACACAUAAAGGAACAAUCUACCCUCCGCUGAUGAUCGUUGAAUACACAGAUGUACAAGUACAAAACCGAGACAACCAGAUUGUCCAGGUUUCCUUCUCAAUACAGUACGAGAUGAAUCAGUCAGACUUUCUCAUCCAGACAGAUGUAGCUUUGGGAGUGCUGGGUGGUUUAGCCGUCCUGUGGUCCCUUCUAAAAACUGCAGCCUGGAAAAGAAGAAUCGGUAGUCAAGUGAUUGACCUGCAGACUGUUACUCAGUUUCUGAUAUUAUAUGCUGGAGUUUUGGCCAAUGUGUUUUUCGUGGUGACUGUAGGCACUGGAUUAUACUGGCUGCUGUUAUUCAAAGGCCAGCAGCACGUCUCUGUCUUGUUACCUCUACCCAAUGAUGAAAAAGACUUCAUAACUUAUGUAUCGUGCGCUUUUACUCUGAAGGCUCUACAGUUCCUGCACACCCUCUUCUCACAGCUUUCCAUCCAUAUUUUCUUCAUUGACUGGGAGAGACCAAAAAACAAACCAUUAAAAUCUGAAGGUGCCGAAAAAUCUAGCAUUUCUCCAGUGAGUAUAUGGAGGACGUACUUCAUAGCAAAUGAAUGGAAUGAAAUCCAGACUGUGCGCAGAAUCAAUCCUCUCUUUCAAGUUCUUAUCGUCCUAUUCUUUCUUGAGAUUGUUGGUUUUGAAAACCUAGCAUUGCGGGACCCUUCUUCCAGCCUGUCCAGAGACGCACAGGAUUACAUAGCCCCGUGGAGCCGCAUUUUGCGGUAUGGCGUGGCUACUGCCUUGUGGCUCUCUAUCGGUACUUUACAGAUUCUCUUCUUCUCUGGAAUUUAUGAAAGAUUUGUGAAAGACAAAAUCCGACAGUUUGUUGAUUUGUGUUCCAUGAGCAACGUAUCAGUGUUCAUACUGUCUCACAGAUGCUAUGGAUACUACAUCCACGGCCGCUCAGUCCAUGGACACUCGGAUACAAGCAUGGAGGAGAUGAACAUGAAUUUAAAGAGAGAAGCGGAGAAUUUGUGCAGCCAACGAGGGCUACAGCCAAACACGGAUAUUCAGACAUUUCAGAUUUCUAUUUCAAGUCGGACCCGGUCUCAGUUUGAUCGGAUCCAUGAUAAUUUUAUAAAGAAUCGUGGACCUUCUCGAUUUCUACACAGUUCUACAUCUGUAUCAGAACAGAGCACAAAAGCAUAUUACACCAUGAAUAAAUUCCUCAGUUCCUUCAUUGAUCAUGCCUUUAAAGAGAUGGAUUACUUUGUGAAAGACAAGCUUCUUCUGGAACGAAUACUCAGCAUGGAAUUCAUGGAGCCAAUGGACAGAAGUAUCUUUUACAAUGACGAAAAUCAUUCUUUUAGCGACGUCCUCUUCUAUGGUCAUGAAUCAACACUCCUGAUCUUUGACACGCUGUUCUUCUGCAUUGUUGACAUCAUGUCGCAAAACUUUGUUCUGGCUGCUGUUAUCACCUAUCUGCAACAAGAAUGUUUCCGGUACAUCCGUGGUGCCAUAGGACAGAAGAAUUUGGCAUCCAAAACCCUUAUAGAUGAAAGGUUCUUGAUUUAAAAAUGUUUAGGAGCUUUCUACCAUUUAAAGCCUCAGGACCAUUACGUGUUGCAAACAUUACUUUUCUAUUGCAGAUAAAAAAAAGUUUUUAACCUCUUCACUACUGAGCCACUUUUCACCUUAAAUCCCAGGCCGAUUUUUGCAAAUCUGACGUGUCACUUUAUGUGGUAAUAACUUUAAAA